AUGGCCAAUAGACAUGCCUUGAUUGUGCCCGCUCUGAAGAAGCAUACCGCAACUGUCAUAAUGGCUCAUGGAUUGGGUGACAGCGGAGCUGGAUGGGUGUCGUUAGCUGAAAACUGGCGCCGGCGUGGCAAGUUUGAGGAGAUCAAAUUCGUCUUCCCCAAUGCGCCAAGCAUACCAAUUACAAUUAACGCCGGCUACGUGAUGCCCGGCUGGUACGACAUCACUUCGUUCAACGACCUCAACGCUGCUCACGAUGAGACUGGCAUUCUGCGGUCCCGCGGCGUGUUCAACAAGCUAAUCGCCGACGAGAUCGAAGCAGGGAUCCCGUCUAACCGUAUCGUCCUCGGGGGAUUUUCGCAAGGUGGCGCCAUGUCGCUCUUUACCGGUCUGACCACCUCGCAUAAACUUGCCGGCGUCUUUGGACUGUCUUGUUACCUACUUAUGGGCAACAAGGUCAAGACUAUCGCCGCCGAGGAGGCCAAGGAUGUGAACAAGGACACGCCGUUCUUUAUGGGCCAUGGCGACGCUGACGAGGUGGUCAAGUACCAGUGGGGCCAGCAGACGGCGGAUUUCUUGAAGAAGGAGUUGGGGGUACAGGUGGAAUUCAAAACCUACAAGAAUCUACCGCAUUCAGCUGCGCUAGAAGAGAUUGAUGACCUAGAGGCUUUCGUCACAAAGUGUCUACCCGAAGGCCAAGGAAAGUCUGAGCUUUGA
This is a messenger RNA of Cyphellophora europaea CBS 101466, 714 nucleotides long. RefSeq lists its product as uncharacterized. Gene Ontology annotation, cellular component: cytoplasm. Gene Ontology annotation, biological process: protein depalmitoylation. Gene Ontology annotation, molecular function: palmitoyl-(protein) hydrolase activity; carboxylic ester hydrolase activity. The transcript has 4 exons. The record is from RefSeq and is a predicted model, not a curated record. Lineage: Eukaryota; Fungi; Ascomycota; Eurotiomycetes; Chaetothyriales; Cyphellophoraceae. The coding region runs from base 1 to 714 and encodes 237 amino acids.